AUGGACCCACAACAAGAGCGACAGUUGAUAGAGGAACCAAACAACACAUUCCAGCAGUCAACAGCCCAUCGGUCAUCUUAUGUGUCUCACGUACAGAAUGACGUACCUAGGAGAGGCCAUGAAGAAGAACCCAGUAUGAACUGUGCUCCCUUUUUAUCCCUGAUUGGCACUCUAACCUAAUAUCUAGCCCAUAUGACUAUCUUACGCUCUCAAUAUAUUGAACGUUUUCCCUAUAAUGGUUUCACAGCUAUUAUAUUCGCAUUUGCUUCUACGAUAGCUGCCAUCUUCGUCCUAGUCCGUUCUCACGAGAAACCAAUUCAUCAUUGGCCCAUUCAACCAUCGGUCGUUCUAUCCAUUGCAUCAGCAAUAUUCAAGCUUUCACUGGCAUUUGCGUAGGCAGAGGGAACCAUUGUAUUUUGCUGGAACAGAGCUCUCAAAGGAUCCACAAUUAAGAAUCUUAGCAGGGAUUGGGAGAUGGCGACGAAUGUGCAGGCUGCGUUGCUGGCUAGUAGACAUUUGAACCUUGUUGCUAUUGCUACAAUAGUGGUCACUUUGUGUGCAAUCAUCGGUCCUAUUCUUCAAAAGGUCUCCACUGUCACGACUUGGACUUUGGCAGAACCUGUUUUAUUGCAUGGCCAUGUUGCACCUGUACUCCCAAGAGGGUUCUCUGCCAAAGUUUCAAGCGACCUCCACCCAUACCCAGUUGGAGUAACGUCGAGCUUCGCUGGACUGAUCAGGCAAAUGAACUACAAGAAUUACACAACAGACAUAAAAGGGUGUACAGGAAAUUGUUCUGGGGUGAUACGUGGUGCUGGACUUGUGAGAACUUGCAACGAGCCCACUUACGAAAAUUGGACUCUCACUUGGGGAAGGAGUACUGCUAAUUACAGCUGGCCUGUUUUUCAGGUAUCUACACACUGGGAUUUUGCUUCAGAGUCGUAUGGUAACGAUGCACAUGAAAGAAUUGAGCUUACUGUAAGUGGCAUAAAAUUUCGCAAUUACUCGCUAAUAUAUAUCAGAUUGCGAAAACCACAUCUAUGACCACGACAGAUGGACCCCCCGAUGUACAAAUCGACGCUCCUCUCAAUCAUCCGUUUCAAUUUUGCAAUGCAUUACUUUCAACUACAGCAUGCAAUUUUACGCUCGCUGUGAUGGAGUACGAGUUCACCAUGACCGAUAACAAUAUCCAAUUAUUGGAACUCCAGAACAUAAAAAAGGUUGAAGAAGUUCCAGGUCGUUAUCAAGAUCCGAGUAACUUGUACGGGUCAACCAUUGCUGGUCUGGCUUUAUAUCUUCAGACCAGAUAUGCAUUGAAUGUGUCAAUGCAGGUCAGAGUGCAAUUCUGGGAGAAGCCGACGCCAUACGACCUUGAUUCUCUUUUGGUGGCUUACUCACUGGUUGGCUUGGAUACUAGCGCGUCUCAAUAUGUCCACGGUUACGAUAUUGACCCAAAUGAUCCUUACAGUAUUGGGACUGCAUGCAAUUACACUUGGUCAGACCCAAUGAAUGACAUCAUGAAAGAUUUAAACGAUUUGAUGUUCCGCUCAGCGCUUUACGUUGGUUCCACCAACGAACAAGUCGCUUUGGGGCAUGACCCUUGCAACGAAUACGAAACUAUGAAUGUUUCCACGAAACGGGAUAUCAACGCGACCCAAACCAGCGAAGAGGUCAUUUUCAAGACUAAUUUCGCUUACAUGGCUGGGGGUUUGGUAGUUAUGCUGGUAGGGAUUCUGAGCGUUGUCCCUAUCUUCUUCGGUUACUGGAAUCUCAGUCACCACACACGGCUCAAUCCCUUUGAUAUGGCACAGGCUUUUCAUAGCACAGAUCUACCUGGAGCUUCCGUACUCCCGCAUAUGGGUCUGAGAGAGCCAAGUGGGGUGAUUGACGGGGAGAACAAGGUUUUCGGUGUUGUAACAGAAGAUGGAAAAUCCAAACUGAUGUAUGAGGAUCCACAAUCUCCUACCCCAACAAACACCGUGGAGGAAAGAAUGCUUGAAAGGAUGUCUCAACAAUAG
Molecule: messenger RNA, 2015 nt
Organism: Hymenoscyphus albidus
Lineage: Eukaryota; Fungi; Ascomycota; Leotiomycetes; Helotiales; Helotiaceae
Source: the annotation of a GenBank genome assembly